This is a messenger RNA of Trachemys scripta elegans, 2920 nucleotides long. RefSeq names its product transmembrane and coiled-coil domain family 3 (gene TMCC3). NCBI's taxonomy places the organism in Eukaryota, Metazoa, Chordata, Testudines, Emydidae. The coding region runs from base 879 to 2219 and encodes 446 amino acids. Gene Ontology annotation, cellular component: endomembrane system. The transcript has 4 exons. The record is from RefSeq and is a predicted model, not a curated record.
CUCGGCCGCCCUGUUUAAUGGGGGUGCGGGGGGAGGUGUCGCUUGUACACGCAACUAACUCCGGAGUGAAGGAGCGGGGCGGGGACGGGGCUCCGCGGGAUGCAGUUUAACCUCAGUUCCGUGCGGAUCCCAAAGCGCCGGCAGGAGCUAGUGCACCGCGUGUGUCCGGACUAGUGCCCCCGGGGCUGGCUCCCGCUUGCCGAGCUGCGCAUUUUAUGUAUUGCAAAGAGGAGCUUCCCCGGCUACUUCGCACUCGCUGAAGUUUCUGCGCCGUAGAAGUUUUGCCGAAGCCCUGGAGGGUCCGGCUCUGGGCAGGAUAACGAGACCCGCUGGUGGGGGGAUGCGGCGGGCCAGACCCGGGGAUUGCCGGCGCUGGUUCCCCAUAGGCAGCCUACGCGUGGGCACGGGCACAGGCUUCCGGAGCGCGCUAAAGCGCGGGUGCCCCGCCGCCUGCUCAGGUGGGGCUGGGGGCAGAGACCCCUUUAAGAGGGGGGCGCCUCGUCCCUUCGCCUUUGGGCAGGAGCCCAGCGCCUCUUCUCCGCUCUGCAUCCCCCGGGCUGCCCAGCGCAGGGCACGCGACCAGCCCGAGCGGGGCCGCCCCGUUGGCUGCUUUAACGGGGGCCGGGAGCGGAGCGUGGCCAGCGGCUGCAGGCGGUGUUUUUAGGGCUCCCUUCUCGGUACAGCGCUCAUCGCCUUAGCUGAGGCCGCAGCGCUGCGCCCAGCCAGCUGGAACCGUUGCUGGGCUGGCUUGGGCUGUCAGGGCGGAUCAGUCUGUGCGAGCUGUUUCCCGUGUCUGCUGGAGCACUGUGACCGCAGUCAACCUCGGAGGCUAGCGACUGUGCCUGUCUGCGGAGCGAGAGAAGGUGGAAAGACAUGACAUGAAUACUCUGAGUUUGCCACUUAACAUUCGCCGUGGGGGUUCAGACACCAACCUCAACUUUGAUGUACCUGAUGGGAUCUUAGAAUUUCACAAAGUCAAACUUAAUGCAGAUAGCCUGAAACAAAAAAUUUUGAAAGUUACAGAACAGAUCAAAAUUGAACAAACAGCCCGUGAUGGAAAUGUGGCUGAAUAUUUAAAACUGGUGAACAGUGCGGACAAGCAGCAGGCUGGACGAAUUAAACAAGUCUUUGAGAAGAAGAACCAGAAAUCUGCCCACUCCAUUGCCCAGCUACAGAAGAAAUUGGAACAGUAUCACCGAAAGCUCAAAGACAUUGAACAAAAUGGAUCUUCCAAAAGUUCCAAAGAUAUUUCGAAAGAUAACUUGAAGGAUAUCCAUCCCCCUUUAAAAGAUGUCCAUGGCAAAUCUCGUAUCAGUGGCCAAGGUGCUGAGAGCAGCAAAUCGGGUGUGCCAGGUGUCUCCUUGACACCACCAGUGUUUGUUUUCAGCAAGUCGAGAGAGUUUGCAAACUUGAUCCGAAAUAAAUUUGGUAGUGCUGACAACAUUUCUCACCUGAAAAAUACCCUGGAUGAAUUUCGGCCAGAAACUAGUUCCAGGGCCUAUGGUGGCAGUGCUACUAUUGUUGCUAAACCAAAAUAUGUUAGUGAUGAUGAGUGCUCAAGUGGGACAUCUGGCUCUGCAGAUAGUAAUGGGAACCAUUCCUUUGGGCCUGGUGGGACAAACGCUCUGGACAGCCAAGCAAAGCUUUCCAUGAUCUUGGAGGAACUGAGAGAAAUAAAGGAGACACAGUCCCAAUUAGCUGAUGACAUACAGAAUUUAAAAGCACAGUUUCAAAGAGACUAUGGUUUUAUUUCUCAGACAUUGCAGGAGGAAAGAUACAGAUAUGAACGAUUGGAAGACCAGCUAAACGAUCUGACAGAUCUUCAUCAGCAUGAGACUGCAAACCUGAAACAAGAGCUAGCCAGCAUAGAAGAAAGAGUGGCAUAUCAGGCCUGUGAACGGUCACGAGAUGUUCAGGAAGCCUUGGAAUCUUGCCAGACUAGGGUUUUUAAGCUGGAGUUCCAUCAGCAAGAACAGCAAGCACUGCAGUCAGAAACUGUGAAUGCCAGAGUACUCCUAGGGAAAUGUAUAAAUGUAAUCUUGGCCUUCAUGACCGUCAUCUUAGUGUGCGUUUCUACCAUUGCAAAGUUUAUAGCUCCUAUGAUGAAGAGCCGUUUCCAUAUCAUCUGCACUUUUUUUGCAGUGACUCUACUUGCAAUAUUUUGUAAAAAUUGGGAUUACAUUAUCUGUGCCAUAGAAAGGAUGAUCAUACCAAGAUGAAUCCACUAGUCCGGAUCUUUUAUUUUUUUAAAGAAAUGUGUGUGUACAAACUACCAAAAUUUUUAAUUUUGCAAUUUAAACAUGCAGACUGGAUGAAGGCUAUAAAAACACUUGAAUGCUAAGGUGUAAAUACUUCAAUUUAUACUCCGUGGCAGUUAUUUGCCUAUUCAAUUAUACUGUAUGUAAUUGGCUAAAUCUAUUACAAACUGCUCACUCCUGUAAAUCUUUUGCCUUAAUCUUACCAGCUUUCCACUUUACAAACCAGCACAUCUACAAGAGGUCAUGCUACUGGUGAUGUAAGAAACCUGAAGUGUAUUGUGUCAUUAACUAAAGUGAGGAGGAGUGAUGGUGAGAGUGCAUUAUAAUAAGUGUGUACUUGCCCCAUUCCUAUUGGAUUAAUUCAGCUGUCUAGCUUCCCAUAUGAACCAGGAUAGAAUGGCUAGCUAUAUUUUACAAUAUUAGGAAAUACCAGCCAUACUUAUAGUAUUUCCUAAUGCUAGAUGAUUUAACAUCUGUGAAUUAGAAACUGGGAAGGUGCUUAAUCACAAUCCAGCACCAUUUCCUGAUGCUUCUGCCAGUAGGCCCAUACUCAGACAGAUUCUGUAAAUGUUAUACUUUCCCAACAAUUUGAUAUGACUAGAGUCUCUUGUGAUACACAUUAGUAAAUAUUGUAUCCUUGAGCUAUUCUUUAUCAUGUGUAG